CCAUCAGUCCGAUCCCACUACAGAAAACGCCAAAAUGUAUCACCAGGGUUCAUGAAUGGGGAUAAAGUGCGCACCUCCUACCGGUGCACACACCACUCUCCAAGCCAUCACUCUGCUACCGUGCGCUCUCUCUUUCCAUGGCGAUCUCUCUACAGCUCUGCCGUAUCCCCACUCGUACGGACUUCCUCUCGCCGGAGAGCCUCAGCGGACCCCGAGCUCUUAAUUCCAGGAGGCCUCUCUCCGUCCGGUGCGCCGGGGAUUCUUCCUCUUCGUCUUCGUCUUCUUCGGUGGCGGUGGACUCCGACUUCGACGCGAAGGUGUUCAGGAAGAACUUGACGAGGAGCAAAAAUUAUAAUCGGAAAGGCUUCGGUCACAAGGAGGAGACUCUGGAGCUCAUGAACCGCGAGUACACCAGUGACAUCAUAAAGACUUUGAAGGAAAAUGGAAAUGAGUAUACAUGGGGAAGUGUUACCGUGAAACUGGCGGAAGCUUACGGUUUUUGCUGGGGCGUUGAGCGGGCUGUCCAAAUUGCUUAUGAAGCUAGGAAACAGUUUCCUGAUGAGAAGAUCUGGAUUACCAAUGAAAUCAUUCACAACCCAACUGUUAAUAAGUGCUGGAUUCCGAGGAAGAUAGGUGUAGACCUUCUUAUAUGGGUAUCAAUCAUAUAUUCUUACUAUUUAUUGCAGCGGUUAGAGGAGAUGGAGGUGCAGAAUAUUCCCGUUGACGAAGGGAAGAAGCACUUUGAAGUUGUAAAUAAGGGUGAUGUUGUGAUUUUGCCUGCUUUUGGAGCUGCGGUGGAUGAGAUGUUGGCUUUGAGUGAUAAAAAUGUACAAAUUGUCGAUACAACUUGCCCAUGGGUGUCUAAGGUAUGGAAUAUUGUCGAGAAGCACAAGAAAGGAGAUUACACCUCAAUCAUUCAUGGAAAAUAUGCUCAUGAAGAAACUGUAGCAACUGCAUCUUUUGCAGGAAAGUAUAUUAUCGUCAAGAGUAUGGCAGAGGCAACGUAUGUUUGUGACUACAUCCUUGGAGGUGAACUUAAUGGAUCUAGCUUAACCAAAGAGGAGUUUCUAGAGAAAUUUAAAUAUGCAGUUUCAAAGGGGUUUGAUCCAGAUGUUGACCUGCUAAAAGUUGGCAUUGCAAAUCAAACAACAAUGCUCAAGGGAGAGACAGAAGAGAUUGGAAAAUUAGUAGAGAGGACAAUGAUGCGUAAGUAUGGAGUGGAAAACAUUAAUGAGCACUUCAUAAGCUUCAAUACCAUUUGUGAUGCCACUCAAGAGCGCCAAGAUGCGAUGUAUAAGCUGGUAGAUGAAAAGCUAGAUCUUAUGUUGGUGAUUGGUGGGUGGAACUCAAGCAAUACCUCACACCUGCAAGAGAUCGCAGAGGCCUGUGGAAUCCCCUCAUAUUGGAUUGACAGCGAGCAGAGAAUAGGUCCUGGAAAAAAAAUCUCAUAUAAGCUUAAUCAUGGGGAGUUGGUUGAGAAGGAAAACUGGCUGCCAGAGGGUCCCAUAACAAUUGGUGUAACAUCUGGUGCCUCCACUCCGGAUAAGGUUGUGGAGGAUGUUCUUGUCAAGGUAUUCGACAUCAAGCGUGAAGAGGCCUUGCAACUAGUGUAAAAUUAGGUUGGUCCAGAUGCAAACAUCAGCCGGAGAGUAUUGUUGUAACAACACACAACUAAAGAGGUGUAUAAAUAAAGGAUCUAUGUUAUAAAGCCCCGUUGUACCCUAUAACAUUUUAAUUUUUACCUUGGGAUUGAAAUGUUCAGAGCUUCUCAA
Juglans microcarpa x Juglans regia is the source of this 1772-nucleotide messenger RNA. RefSeq names its product 4-hydroxy-3-methylbut-2-enyl diphosphate reductase, chloroplastic-like. The transcript has 10 exons. The record is from RefSeq and is a predicted model, not a curated record. The coding region runs from base 138 to 1613 and encodes 491 amino acids. Gene Ontology annotation, biological process: isopentenyl diphosphate biosynthetic process, methylerythritol phosphate pathway; dimethylallyl diphosphate biosynthetic process. NCBI's taxonomy places the organism in Eukaryota, Viridiplantae, Streptophyta, Magnoliopsida, Fagales, Juglandaceae. Gene Ontology annotation, molecular function: 4-hydroxy-3-methylbut-2-enyl diphosphate reductase activity; metal ion binding.